Molecule: messenger RNA, 1557 nt
Organism: Trichoderma atroviride IMI 206040
Lineage: Eukaryota; Fungi; Ascomycota; Sordariomycetes; Hypocreales; Hypocreaceae
Source: RefSeq, a predicted model, not a curated record
AUGACGACCGAUUCUGGCGCCCUCGCCACCAGAGCCGCAACUCCCGCAGCGGCCUCAGCCUCAGCAGCAGUAGCAGUAGUAUCAGCAGCAGCAGCUUCAGCAGACUCGGCGCAGGCUGAGCAGCCAGCUGUGGCGGAAGCUCCAGCAGCCGUCAACGAGACAGCGGCGACGGGCGAACACGGACAGGAUGCGACAGUCGUCGGAAGCAGACCGGGUCGGUCUGCCCUCGCCGACGACAGCGCCGUCCUCAUCACGCCCGCGGGCGACAUCUGGCCACGGCCCUACGUCUUCGAGGACGACCUGCGCCGCGUCAAGCCCUACCACUUUACGUACAACACGUACUGCAAGGAGCGAUGGCGCGGCCGUUCGCUAAUCGACAUCUUCGAGUCCGAAUUCCGAGAUCGGCCGGUCGAGUACUACCGCAACUCCAUGGUCAGGGGCGACAUCUACGUCAACGGCCGAGUCGUCGGCCCAGACUACAUUGUGCGCAACGGCGACAUGAUCUCGCACACGCUGCACCGGCACGAGCCCCCCGUGACGGCGGAGCCUAUAGGAAUCAUCCACGAGGAUGCCGACAUCAUUGUCAUCAACAAGCCCUCGGGCGUGCCAGUGCACCCUGCCGGCCGCUACAACUUCAACUCGGUCAUCGAAAUCAUGGUGGCCGAGAGGGGCAGAGACUUCCUGCCACACCCGUGCAACCGAUUGGAUCGCCUCACUAGCGGCAUCAUGUUCAUUGCCAAGAGCGUCAAGUCUGCCGAAGCAAUGGCCAUCAAGAUCAGGGGGCGUACCGUCAGAAAAGAGUAUCUUGCGCGAGUCGUUGGCCACUUCCCCGAUGGCGAGGUCGUUUGUGACCAGCCCAUCCUCCAGAUAUCCCCGAAACUAGGCCUUAACCGUGUGCGUGCCAAUGGUAAGUCCGCCAGAACGGUCUUCAAGCGCCUUGCAUACUACCCACCGCGAGAUGGGGAUGCAGAGGAGCCGGCUGUCUUAGCGGAAGACGGAAAGCCAGUUGCACCUGCGGAUAAGGAGAUACUUGAUGAUGAGAGGAGUAAGCCCUGGCUCCAGAAAAAGGGGUACUCCAUCGUACGUUGUCUGCCAGUGACAGGCAGAACACACCAGCUGCGAGUACACCUGCAGUACCUAGGCCACCCAAUCCAAAACGACCCAAUCUACGCCAACCAGCGUGUAUGGGGGUUCAAUCUUGGGCAGGCAGACGCCGACGGCUCGCAGAAUACAGACGAGGACGUCAUCACUCGCCUCAAUCGCAUGGGAAAGGAAGAGGUGGCCGAAGCCGUCGUCUACUACGACGAAAUGGUGGACAGAUAUGAGAAGCAGCGGGCAGAGAAGAUGACGGGCGAGCUGUGCGAUAUAUGUGCCACGCCGCUCUACUCAGACCCCGGCAGCCACGAGCUCUCCCUCUGGCUUCACAGUCUCCGCUACGAAGAUGCCGACGGCAGUUGGGCAUACACAAGCCCGCUGCCCAAAUGGGCUCUUCCGCCAAAGGGCAUGAGCGGACCGACUACCAGCGAAUGGACACAGGCACCCUGUUCCAAAUGUUAG